CGUGUCGGGAUCGGGAUGAGCUGGCAUUAAACGCCGGAAGUCUUUUGAAAACGAAGCUAAGCUAACAGGCUAACUAACCUGCCCAGCAGACGUUUGUAAGCUGAGCUGAUCAGCAGCGUGUGGACGAGUUUUCUCCGAGUUUGUUUCUGGAUCCUUUGAGGUGUCAGGAUGAGUCUGCAGUGGACGGCGGUGGCCACCUUCCUGUACGUGGAGGUCUUCUUUGUUCUGCUGCUCUGCAUCCCCUUCAUCUCACCUAAGAGGUGGAAUAAAAUCUUCAAGUCUCGUAUCGUCCAGACCAUCGCUCUCUAUGGAAACACUUACUUCAUGGUGGCCAUGGCGAUCCUCGUCUUCCUGCUCAUCGAUGCGUUUCGCGAGGUGAGGAAGUACAGCGUGACAGAGAAGGUGGAUCUGACCAACAACCCGACGGCCAUCGAACACAUUCACAUGAAGCUGUUCAGAGCUCAGAGGAACGAGUACAUCGCCGGCUUCGCCCUGCUGCUCUGCCUGCUGCUGCGUCGCCUCACCACCCUGCUCUCCCAGCAGGCAACACUCAUGGCGUCCAACGAAGCCUUCAAGAAGCAAGCGGAGAGCGCCAGCAACGCCGCCAAGAAAUACAUGGAGGACAACGAGUUGCUGCAAGAGAAACUGCGCGACGCCGGCAUCGAGGUGCCGGAGGCCGGGAAGAAAGGACCCGGAGUGCAGGAGGAGAACAAGAACCUGAAAGAGGAGGUGAAGACCCUGAAGGAGGAGCUGGACACCACCAAGAAAGCUCUGCAGAAGUCAGACAGCGACGUUCGUGCGAUGAAGAAACAGGCUGAGAACUUGACGGUGGAGUACGACAGACUGCUGGAGGAACACAGCAAGCUGCUGGCGAGCAGCGACAAGAAAUCCGACUGAGACGAAGACGGUUUCCAGCUUCUGUCCUCAUCUUCAUCAUCUUCAUCGUCUUCAUCAGCCUUGCACACAGAGAUGUGAUGUCACUUCCCGUCGGGUCAGCUGACAUCUCCCGGGGGGGCUGUGAUUGGUUAUAACGGGACCGUUUGGAAAGUUUCAUCACAAGAAAAGAAAAAAAAAACUGAAUGUCAGCUGUUUGAUUUUUCUGUCACAGUUUUGAGUUUACGUCUGUAACCGAAAAGUUUUACUUUUUUUGUUUGUUUGUUUGUUUGUUUUUUUUCAUCUUUUAAUUGUUUUGUUUUUUUCAGUUUGCUGUUAUCAAGAGUCGUCUAUAAACUGCAGAAUCACAACGUUUUCUCCACUGAGUUUGUUCCCUUUCUCUUCAAACAACCUGAAUCAUGUUUUCUGCAGGAACAGACGUGUUUCUCUCCCAUAUUAACGGCUGAAAUUAAAAGUUAAGCACAUCCUGGUUUGAAAAGUCUCCACACAGUUCUUUCUUGAAGCACAACUUUUUUUUUUUCAGUUUUAAUUUCAGGUUGUAAAUUUAUUG
Messenger RNA from Thunnus maccoyii (southern bluefin tuna), 1444 nucleotides. It is a transcript of the gene bcap31, whose product is annotated as B cell receptor associated protein 31. The transcript has 8 exons. Lineage: Eukaryota; Metazoa; Chordata; Actinopteri; Scombriformes; Scombridae. Bases 169 to 897 code for a protein of 242 amino acids. Gene Ontology annotation, biological process: intracellular protein transport; endoplasmic reticulum to Golgi vesicle-mediated transport. Gene Ontology annotation, cellular component: endoplasmic reticulum; endoplasmic reticulum membrane. The record is from RefSeq and is a predicted model, not a curated record.